Pseudomyrmex gracilis is the source of this 2371-nucleotide messenger RNA. RefSeq names its product UTP--glucose-1-phosphate uridylyltransferase (gene UGP). Gene Ontology annotation, cellular component: cytoplasm. Gene Ontology annotation, molecular function: UTP:glucose-1-phosphate uridylyltransferase activity. The coding region runs from base 435 to 1985 and encodes 516 amino acids. NCBI's taxonomy places the organism in Eukaryota, Metazoa, Arthropoda, Insecta, Hymenoptera, Formicidae. The transcript is spliced from 10 exons. Gene Ontology annotation, biological process: glycogen metabolic process; UDP-alpha-D-glucose metabolic process. The record is from RefSeq and is a predicted model, not a curated record.
ACAUGCGUCUUGUCUUGACAUUAAGUCUUCGUCAAAACACGCACGCUACUGCUUAACAAUAGAAAUUUUUUCUUUCAUUUGUUCUCUUCGACGUUUUGCGGACGUUAACGGCGCGAUCACGUUCUUUGCAUUUUACGAACAAAAGACGGAUUUGAAAAUAUUGAAAAAUUAAAAAAAAAAAGAAAGUUAUACGCGAAUCUCUUCGUGAUUAUUUACAAUAGUGCAUAGUUACGCACGCAGCCGAUUUUGCAAGACGCAUUUGUACACAGAGAAAUUUUACUUCGACAAUUUUAAGUGAUUUUAACCGGGCGAUCUGUCGCGCAGAUAUCGAGAAUCUUAUACGUGUAUACACGACUAUUUAUUUAUUUAAUUUUUUUUUUUUUAAUUAUUAUUUUUACGGUUAUUAUUAUUACGGCUGCGGUUUUAACGUCAUCAUGCGCGAUCUUUUACAUUCGAUCAGCCAUCAAUUGACUGGAACGGAAGGGGAGGACUUUAUACGGAGAAUAGAUACGCAGGCAUUUCGGGAGCGUACGAAGCGAGAUGCACAGGCCGAACUACAGCGCGAACUCGAGAAGCUGCAAGCAACCGCUUGCGGGAAUAAGAAAGAGUUGGUAGAACAGCAGUUCGCUGGUUUCAAGCAUCUAUUCGAGCGAUUCCUGCAGGAAGAAGGUCCGUCACUAGAAUGGGAUCAUAUUCAAAAAUUACCCGAAGAUGCGGUCAAGGACUAUAAUUCUUUGCCAUCACCGGAAACCAAUGAAAUAAAAGCAUUGUUGGAUAAAUUAAUUGUGGUUAAAUUGAACGGCGGUCUUGGAACAAGUAUGGGAUGUCACGGACCGAAAUCUGUUAUCGCCGUGCGAAAUGGACUAACUUUUCUAGAUCUUACAGUUCAACAGAUCGAGCAUUUGAAUAAAACGUAUAACGUUAAUGUGCCACUUGUACUGAUGGAUUCGUUCAACACGGACGACGACACGCAACGUAUAAUUAGGAAAUACAAAGGAAUCGAUAUAGAUAUUUACACUUUUAAUCAGAGCUGUUAUCCACGUAUAAAUAGAGACUCUCUUCUUCCAAUCGCUAAACAUUGUCAAAUUGACGAGGACAUGGAAGCGUGGUAUCCGCCCGGUCACGGAGACUUCUAUGAAAGUUUCCAGAAUUCUGGUUUACUUAAAAAAUUUAUUCGAGAGGGUCGUGAAUAUUGCUUUAUUUCUAACAUAGAUAAUCUUGGUGCUACAGUAGAUAUAAAAAUCUUAAAAUUGUUGUUGAGUCAAAAGUCAGAACCACCUCUUGAAUUUGUAAUGGAAGUAACCAACAAAACGCGAGCUGAUGUCAAGGGUGGCACGCUUAUAAAAUAUGAAGAUAAACUUCGUCUACUUGAGAUAGCUCAAGUUCCCAAAGAUCAUGUUGAUGAUUUUAAAUCUGUCAAAACAUUUAAAUACUUCAAUACGAAUAAUCUCUGGAUUAAACUCAGUGCUGUCGAAAGGAUACUUCAGGAAAAUAAAUUGCAUAUGGAGAUAAUUGUGAACAACAAAACCUUCCCGAACGGAUUAAAUGUAAUACAGCUUGAAACAGCUGUAGGAGCUGCUAUGAAAUCAUUUGAAGGAAGUAUUGGUAUAAAUGUACCACGCAGUAGAUUCUUACCUGUGAAAAAGACAUCGGACCUGAUGCUUGUAAUGAGUAACUUGUACACGCUACGUAACGGGUCUCUCAUAAUGAGCCCUCAAAGAAUGUUUCCCACAACUCCUCUUAUUAAAUUAGGAGACAAUCAUUUUUCAAAAGUGAAAGAGUUCUUGGCUAGAUUUCCAACAAUACCAGAUCUUCUUGAGUUGGAUCAUUUGACGGUGUCUGGCGAUGUCACUUUUGGAAGAGGAGUAACUUUAAAAGGCACUGUUAUUAUAAUCGCCAAUCAUGGAGAACGCAUAGAUCUACCUUCUGGAACUGUCUUAGAAAACAAAAUUGUUUCGGGCAAUCUACGUAUAUUAGAUCAUUAAUCGGAAAGCUUACAUAAAGGAUAUUGUCUUGCAGCGUUUGCAUAUACACAUAAAUAUUUUACAGCGCAUGAUUAUGUUUUCGUGGAUCAUGUUUUAAUUGAAUCAACUAGUCAAGAAAUCAAUUGUAUAUUUACAAUUUGUUUUACGUGGUUAUAUUUUAAAAAAGAAGCGCAAAAUAUAUUUCUAUGAAAUUAUCGUAUUGAAUGUUGUACAUAAAGAAUUUUAAUGCAUUCAUCAAGUAUCACAUAUACAAAGAGCAUCAUCAAUAUACAGAGAAAAAUUAUGAAAUAUGUAAAACAUAUUAUAUUGUUAUGUACAAGAUUGAGAAACGCUUUUUAUGAGAGGCAUAUAUAAUUGUAUUAUACUAAAUAAAUUAUAUUAUAUUA